Molecule: messenger RNA, 1842 nt
Organism: Microthlaspi erraticum
Lineage: Eukaryota; Viridiplantae; Streptophyta; Magnoliopsida; Brassicales; Brassicaceae
Source: the annotation of a GenBank genome assembly
AUGGCGAAACUCGUCGAGACAUUUCCUUGCGUUCCCUCCACAGAGCGAGGACGGGGCAUUCUGAUCUCCGGCGACCCCAAAUCCGACUCCAUCCUCUACUGCAAUGGCCGAUCCGUCUUGAUUCGGAGCCUCAAAAAACCCGAAGACGUCGAAGUAUACGGAGAACAUGGUUAUGCUGCUACCGUGGCUCGCUACUCCCCCAACGGCGAGUGGAUCGCUUCCGCGGAUGUCUCCGGUACGGUUCGAGUCUGGGGAACGCACAAUGGCUUCGUGCUUAAGAACGAGUUUAGGGUCCUUGCUGGUCGCAUCGAUGAUCUCCAGUGGUCCUCCGAUGGGCUUAGGAUCGUCGCUUCCGGCGAUGGAAAAGGGAAAUCGCUUGUUCGUGCCUUCGCAUGGGACUCUGGGAACACAAUGGGAGAUUUUGAUGGACAUUCUCGUAGAGUUCUGAGCUGUGCUUUCAAACCAACGAGACCUUUCCGAAUCGCCACAUGUGGGGAAGAUUUCUUGGUCAACUUCUACGACGGACCACCUUUCAAGUUUCACUCUUCUCACAGGGAGCAUACCAACUUUGUCAACUGCAUCAGAUAUUCACCUGAUGGUAGUAAGUUCAUCACCGUAAGCUCGGAUAAAAAGGGUAUAACUUACGAUGGCAAAACCGGAGUUAAGAUUGGAGAAUUAGCCUCGGAAGAUGGUCACAAAGGCAGCAUCUACGCUCUUAGCUGGAGCCCUGACAGCAAACGGAUGCUCACUGUCUCUGCUGAUAAGUCUGCCAAGGUAUGGGAGAUAGCAGAAGACGGAACUGUUGGUUCUGUUGUAAAGACGUUGACGUUUACGGAAUCUGGUGGAGCAGAAGACAUGCUUGUGGGGUGUCUUUGGCAGAACGAUCAUCUCAUUACGCAGUCUCUUGGCGGCACCAUGUCCUUGUACUCUGCGGAUGAUAUGGACAAGCCUCCGUUGCUGUUAUCUGGACAUAUAAAGAACGUGACUUCUUUGGCUGUUAUUGGGACAAGCCAGAAGACCAUCUUUUCUUGCAGCUAUGACGGUCUCAUUGUCAAAUGGUUACAAGGUAUUGGGUACAAUUGCAAGUUACAAAUGAAAGAUAACACCAAGAUCAAGCGAAUUGCUGCUAUUGAAUCUGGCCUUCUCUUAACCGGGUUUGAUAACAAGGUCUGGAGGAUUCCUUUGACGGAUAAUGAAUUCGGAGCAGCAGAGCAUAUUGAUAUCGGACAUCAACCUCUGGACAUAAGCAUAGCCGUUGAUUCGCCGGAAUACACAGCAUUGGUAUCGUUUGAUUCCGGAGUUGUGUUGCUCAAUGGUCUGAACAUUUUGAGCAAGAACGAUCUUGGAUAUCCGGUGGCAGCUGCUGUGAUCUCACCUGACGGAAGAGAAGCGAUUGUAGGAGGACAAGACGGGAAGUUACACGUGUACUCAAUCUCAGAGGACAAGAAGAGCGUCAAAGAAGAAGCCGUGCUUGAGAAACACAGAGGUGCUGUGACAGUGAUACGUUACUCUCCUGAUACGACAAUGUUCGCUUCUGGUGACGCCAAUCGUGAAGCUGUCGUCUGGGAUCGCCAGACCAAACAGGUGAAGCUAAACAACAUGUUGUUCCACACGGCUCGUAUAAACUCUUUGGCAUGGUCACCGAACAACACUAUGGUAGCCACUGGUUCCAUUGACACUUGCGUCAUUGUGUAUGAAGUGGACAAGCCAGCUUCGAGUCGCAUCACCGUCAGAAACGCUCAUCUUGGCGGAGUUAACGCAGUGGCCUUUGUCGAUGAACGUACCGUCGCAAGUUCCGGUGAAGACGCUUCGGUUCGUUUGUGGAAUAUCGAACCUCAAUGA